This is a messenger RNA of Colletotrichum paranaense, 2535 nucleotides long. RefSeq names its product fungal specific transcription factor domain-containing protein. Gene Ontology annotation, molecular function: DNA binding; zinc ion binding; DNA-binding transcription factor activity, RNA polymerase II-specific. The record is from RefSeq and is a predicted model, not a curated record. Gene Ontology annotation, biological process: DNA-templated transcription; regulation of DNA-templated transcription. The coding region runs from base 1 to 2535 and encodes 844 amino acids. NCBI's taxonomy places the organism in Eukaryota, Fungi, Ascomycota, Sordariomycetes, Glomerellales, Glomerellaceae. The transcript is spliced from 5 exons.
AUGGAUCCGGACCACGUAACCCCACCCGCCGGACCAAGCACCGGCGGCAGCAACCCCUCUUCCACUUCCAACUCUUCCGCCCCCGGCCCCGGACCUUCGUCCGCCUACCAUUCGGCAUCAGCAUCAGCAGCAGCCGCCGCAAAACGCUCCCGCGUCCUCCUCUCCUGUGGUCCCUGCCGCGCCUCCAAGCUGAAAUGCGACCGCUCCGAGCCGUGCGGCCAGUGUCUGAAGAAGUCCCGCCCGGAAGGCUGCGUCUACGCGCCGAAACCCGAGAAGCAGAAGCCCGCGAAGGGCAUGGCGGCGCGGCUCAAGAGGCUGGAGGGUAUGGUGAGGACGAUGAUGGAUGAGGGAGGAGGUGUCGCGGGAGCGGGACCAGGAGGACCGCAGACUACUGGUGCUGCUGUCGACGCCGUGCAGGAGGAGGAGAAGGGCAUCGCGCAGCCUGGGGGUCAGCUUGUUCAGGGGGGUAGGGCGAGUACGUAUGUUGGGGCUACGCAUUUCAUGGCUAUUCUUGAGGAUAUUGAGGAUAUGAAGAGCUACUUUGAGGAGCCGGAGACCGACUACGACGAGAGCCCUGAACCGUCAGACGAGAUCGAGGCCCCUGAUCUCAUGCUCUUCUCGAGGAACAUGCCUCGCAGCAGAGAGGACCUGUUGAAGCUGCUCCCUGAGCAAAAGAUUGUCGACAGACUCAUCAUGAGGUACUUUUCCUCCCGUAGUCCAUCACAGCGUAAGACACCACGGCUCGGCUCUCGCGAUCUUCACCCCAUGGCUUCUGAGUCUCCAAUCUCCUAUCCGCCGUCUCCCUCCUUCAUACCCUUACUGCCAACAAUCUUGCCAACAACUCCCAUCCAGUACGCCCGCUUCUGGACCGACCCGUCCAGCACCGACCUCCACUGGCUCGCCCUCCUCUUCAUGGUCAUGUCUCUCGGCGUCUUCUACUCAACCUUCAUGGCACCCCACGAGCUCUCGGUCGACUCCCCGCAGCCGCCCAUGGACCGCUUCAAACUCUUCCGCGCCGCCGCCGCCUGCUGCCUCGUCUGGGGCAGGUACACCCACCCGACCAUCGCCACCAUCCCGCCCUUCAUCCUCUACGUCGAGGCCGAGUUCAUCAUCUCCCGCGCCGCCCAGAUGAACUGCUACGUCCUCUCCUCCGUCUGCCUCCGCCUCCUCCUCAAGAUGGGCCUCCACCGCGACCCGGACCGCCUCCUCGCCGCGGGAACCGUCAUCUCCCCCUACGAGGGCGAGAUGCGCCGCCGCAUGUGGAAUAUGGCCGUCCAGCUCGACCUCCUCGUCUCCUUCCACAUGGGCCUCCCCAGCAUGCUCAACGGCAUCGACGCCGACUGCAGCCUCCCGCGCAACCUCAUCGACGAGGACUUUGACGAGGACACCCUCGUGCUCCCGCCGGCCCGACCCGCGACGGACUACACCGAGAUGACCUACCCCAUCAACAAGUCCGCCAUGAUGCUCGUCUUCGGCCAAGUCGCGCGGCAGUCCCACCUUCUCACCCCGCCGCCCUACGCCGAGGUAAUGCGCCUCGACGACCUCCUCAACACCUCGUGGUGCGCCGUGCCGCAGUUCAUGAUGGUCAAACCCCUACAGGAGUGCGUCACCACCCCGCCCAUGCAAAUCAUCCAGCGCUUCGGCCUCGCCUCGCUCUACAACAAGAGCCGCUGCGUCCUCCACCGCCGCUUCCUCCUCGACCCCGCGCCGCGCCGCGAGCACGACUACUCCCGCCGGCAGUGCCUCGAGGGCGCCGUCGUCCUCCUCGACUUCCAAAACACGAUAUGGCACGCCUGCCAGCCGGGCAACAUGCUCAGCCAGAACGGCUGGUUCGUCUCCUCGCUCGCCGUGCACGACUUCCUCCUGGCCGCCACCAUCCUAUACCUCGCCAUCGGACACGAACCGUUCUGGGGUGGCGUGGACGGCAAGACCGGCGCGGCGACGACGACGACGACUUCGCCCGGGUGGAUGGCGGAGAUGAAUCCCCCGCCGACGAGGGCGUACCUCCUGCACCUCCUGCAGAGGUCGUAUUCCGUCUGGAUCGCCAUCGCCCGCGGCGUGCACGAGGUGAGGAAGACGGCGGGUAUCCUGGAAACGAUGCUGAACAAGCUGGGGUCGCCGCCGAAUUCUCCGCCAGAGAACGGGGGCGCAAAGGUGUCGUCGGCAUCGGGACUUCGCCAGAGUGACGGGCCGGAAUCGGCUGCUCGAUCCGCCCAAGACGACCAACAGCUACUCGACGGUCUUUCAAUGAAUGACUCGACAUCGUUCCCUACGGCUACGACGAAUCGCUUCCAGCCCUUUGAGUUUGUCACGUCGGGCCUCGGGCCAAGUGAACCUGGGCUCGAUCGUGGAUGGGCGGCGGUUGGCAAUGAAGAGAUGGACUGGCGAUACUUUGACAACAUUAUGGCUCAGCCUCACAACGACCCAGUCGGUCUCGAGUCACUGGACGCGUCCCAGCCGUGGUUUGAACGGACACUGGGACCGGACGAUUUUGAUUUCUCUACGUCUGGUGCAUGGGAUCCAAGCUUGGGAUAA